AUGCCUCCCCGACUCCGACUACGUUCCCUAGCACAGCUCGCGGAGCUCCAGCUCGACCGCACGGCCCCAAGAAGCCUUCCCUACACCUACACCUGCGGCCGAUGUAGUCGGUCCUACGCCACCGCAGCAGCAGCACCAUCAAUAGCAACGACGCCGGCUCCCACGGACGCGCAGAUCCAAUCCGGCUUCCCACCACUGUCGCGCUAUCCGCCCACUCAACCCCCCUCGCACCGCAACCCGGCGUACCGCAAGUCGCAGCUCCUCCGCUCCUACGUGUCCCUCCUACAGACCACGCCCCUGAUCAUCUUCUUCCAGCACAGCAACCUCAAAGCCACGGAAUGGGUGUCCAUCCGCCGCGAACUCGCGUCCGCGCUGCGCAAACUGGACGCACAGCUCGCGGCUGAGGGAAAACCCUCCGAAGAUCUAAUAGGCGAAUACGUCAAGCUGCAAGUCAUAAAGACGAAUAUGUUUGAACCGGCGCUCCGGAUAGCCGAGUACUUUAAGCCGGGAUUACCAGACGCACAGGGACAACCGCAUCAAGAGGCUAGUACAGGUGCAGGUGCAGGUGCAGAUACAGGAGGCGGUACAGGUGUAGUCUCGUCCAUCAGCGUGCCGAGCGAAAAGGAAGAUCCCAGCCUGACGCACGCCCUCUCCGUUGCGGCAUACCACGCCUCCCAGGCCCAUCGGAACGAACACGUCCUCACGCCGCUCCUCACGGGGAGUGUCGCGAUUUUGACCUUCCCCGCCGUGUCGCCGGUGUACGUGAAGACGGCGUUCUCGAUCCUGGCGCCCCAGCCGGGGAGCGUGUUCGCGGCGCCGACACGCCGUGCGAACCCCCUGUAUCACGAGCCCGCGGUGCAGGAUGGUGUGAAAAAGUUGAUGCUCCUAGGCGCAAGGAUCGAUGGGCAGGUCUUCGAUAUGGAGGGGGCGAGAUGGGUUGGCGGUAUUGAUGGGGGGAUUGACGGAUUGAGAGCCCAAUUGGUGGGCAUGCUGCAGGGCUUUGGGGCCGGGGUGGUGCAGGUGCUGGAGAGCGGGUCGCGGGCCGUGUGGUGGACGAUGGAGGGCCGGAGAAAGAUGUUGGAGGACGAGGCGGGUCCCAGUCCGAAAGACGAGGGUGAGCGCGAGACGAAAGAGUAG
Cladophialophora yegresii CBS 114405 is the source of this 1137-nucleotide messenger RNA. RefSeq lists its product as uncharacterized. Lineage: Eukaryota; Fungi; Ascomycota; Eurotiomycetes; Chaetothyriales; Herpotrichiellaceae. Gene Ontology annotation, molecular function: structural constituent of ribosome. Gene Ontology annotation, biological process: translation. The transcript has a single exon. Gene Ontology annotation, cellular component: mitochondrial large ribosomal subunit. The record is from RefSeq and is a predicted model, not a curated record. Bases 1 to 1137 code for a protein of 378 amino acids.